AUGAACUUAUCUUCCCAAAUACUGGAUCAGGAUGGUAAAAUUACAAUUCAGAUGUCCCCCUGGGGCGGUUUUUUCGUUUGGAUAGCUGAUCGUCACCUUUCUACUGAUCCAUGUGGUCCCUCCUCGAAUAGCAUCAAUUCUAUUUGCUUACCAUUAGUUUUGAGCCUCGAGGAGACAGUUUUUCUCCUAUACUCUGAAAUUGCAGAACUUCAGUCUUCCAAACCGGUUAUUGAUCUUAAUCCUCCUUCGCCCAGAACGCUUUACAAAUUUGAUUUGGCUCUUAACCAGCACUACAAGCAAUCGUCAGAGAUAUUGAAGCUUCAAAAACGACAGAGGACUCUGUGCUACUACAAUGAGGUGCUCAAGGGUCAAAAGAAACGAAAAGAACGCCAAGCUGCUAGGUCUGGUGAAGUAACUCCUACAGCUAAUCAAAGCGCUAUUAAACGUCGGAAAAUGGGUGAUUCUGAUGCAGAAUCUACACCGGGUUACUUGGUCGGUAACUGCUCAUCUACUGAAGAAGUCAAUUCUAUACCACAGGGUCCACAGCCAACUUUGGAUGAGUUAAUUGCGACCACGACUAGGCAAGAGGAGGAUGAAAAAGAGUUGGUAAACUUCAUUCCCAUUCAUCGCCCUCGACCAACGCCCAAAGAAUGGAUACGGGAGGGAGAACAUUCAUCACUACCCCUUCCAUUUGAAUCUCGGGGGAGUAUCAAGGAUGUUGCACGGUGGCUUCUGGACUUGUCUUCGAAAUCCCGACCAGAGAGUGAAGAAGCCAUCAUUAUCCGUUGCAUGGUAUUCGAAGACCUCUGGUCCAAGGGCUUCUAUAUUACCUGUUCAGCCUCUAAAAUGGGCGGUGAUUUUCUCGUAUAUCAAGGUGACCCAUUAUUCUACCAUGCGAGCCAUAUUGUGAUUGCCAGUCCACCACAAGAUCCCAUCCACCUCAGUCGUUUGGCCGCUUCUCUUCGAAUAGCCAACAGUGUUCGGAAAGCCCUUGUUAUUGCCACCUCGAAAUCUAAUGAAAAAGGUCAAGAUGGUCCCACAACUGUUGCUUACACCUCCCUUUAUUGGAUGGGUUCUCCUAUUCCGCCCCAAAAAUGUACAGUAGCUUUCCAUGACUAUUUGCUCAAUAUUUAUUACCACACAUAUUUAACUAUUCGUUAUUCUAGCAUCUUGAUGAGUCUCGAUGAUUUGGAAGACUUCGAUUUCACCGAUUAUCGCCCCGAGGAUUUCGAUUCCCUUGAGAAAUUUGAUUACUAUUCAAAUGGAAAUGACGCUGAUCAUGUAGAUCCCUAUACCUUCUACGUGAUGCAACAGUCUGAUGAGAGCUUCUUGGCUUUCUUUUGGAGUAUUGUCACACAGGUUUGGCCAAACAUUUGGAUCACCAUUGUGAUUUGCUUAAUAUGGAGGACAUUCAAACUAAUCUUUCAACUUAUCUUGAAGCAUGUGUCCACCUCAUAUCGUCUUUCGGUUGUAUUCGAUGUCCUACUUAAUUGUGCUUCAGUAGCAUUUGGGACCCUUCUUCUUUGGCAUUUCUUUGGAGAUCUCUACCUACGAUUAUGUGCAUUCGUCUUCACAAUUGGUUUGAUAUUAUCAUCACUGAAUUUCUUUUCACCGAAUGACUCCACUUCGAAAGACGUUAACUCAGGGCCCUGGGGAUAUUCGAUGAUAUUGGUGACAGCCUAUUGCCUUCUCCUCCAAUUGUACUGCGAAUUCUUCAUGGAUCCUCGCGAUUGGCACAUGAUUAGAGGUACCGCGAUGAUUCUCGCAAUGAAAGCAGUUUCUGCAUCAACUCUACAAGUCCAUGGACGAGAUUCGAAAGGUCUGACUUUUAUCAGAAUGGGUUUCUUUCGUCACUACUUGUUCUGGUGCGGAUAUGCCCUCUCUCCGGGCAGUGUAAUUUUUGGACCAUGGUUAAGCUUCGAUCAAUACUUCCAAGCCAUCAAACUCACCGAGUCAACAUUCACAUCGCUGUUUAGGGAUCUCCUCCAGUCAGCGCUCUCUUGCUUUAUCGCCUGUCUCUGCAUUAUCUACUCAACAUAUCUCUCUUCCAUCAUCUACUCUUCUUAUUUCCUCACCUUCCGAUGGACAAACGCCUACGCACAAUCUCAGAGCUUUCGUUUCAGCCAUUACUUUGUCAGCUUCUUCAGUCAGGCUAUGCAUCAGGCUAUUGGAUUUGCGGCUGUUACGAAUCCUAGAUCUCAACACUUUGGUGUUACUGCUUUGGUGACAAAUCCAAUCCCAGUGGAGUUGCCUCGAUCUCUUGUGGAUGUUGUGGUUCAUUGGAACUUCCCAAUGCAUAUUUGGCUCAAACAAUAUAUAUACAAACCUACUAGGCGUUUCGGUCAGCUUCCCGCCCUACUCCUUACCUAUGCUUUCAGCUCUCUGUUACAUUUCGAAAAGAAUCGUGAUCCAAAUGGCACUUGA
Molecule: messenger RNA, 2424 nt
Organism: Rodentolepis nana
Lineage: Eukaryota; Metazoa; Platyhelminthes; Cestoda; Cyclophyllidea; Hymenolepididae
Source: the annotation of a GenBank genome assembly